Molecule: messenger RNA, 273 nt
Organism: Knipowitschia caucasica
Lineage: Eukaryota; Metazoa; Chordata; Actinopteri; Gobiiformes; Gobiidae
Source: the annotation of a GenBank genome assembly
AUGGACCCCGAGGACCAGCUGGGCCCAUGGGCCCUCCUGGAGAACAAGGCCCUCGAGGAUCAAGAGGAGAUAAAGGAGAGAAGGGGAGCCCUGGUCCUCGAGGGAGAGAUGGUGAACCUGGGACCCCCGGGAACCCUGGUCCUCCUGGACCCCCUGGACCUAACGGACCUCCUGGACUCGGAGGGACCCCUGACCCUGUGGACCCCUGACCCUGGAGACCCCAGACCCUGGAAACCCCUGACCCUGUUGACCCCUGACCCUGUUAACCUCUGA